Messenger RNA from Pseudonaja textilis, 883 nucleotides. Its product is annotated as glutathione S-transferase 3-like. Gene Ontology annotation, molecular function: glutathione transferase activity. Gene Ontology annotation, biological process: glutathione metabolic process; xenobiotic metabolic process. Lineage: Eukaryota; Metazoa; Chordata; Lepidosauria; Squamata; Elapidae. The record is from RefSeq and is a predicted model, not a curated record.
GCGGCGGCUCCUGACAAAGUUGAGCGGCAGCGAGAAGUAGACGCGGAUCGUGCCUCUCCGUUCUACGAGUGGUUCGGGAGCAGAGGCUGGGAAGGCUUGGAAAGGGACCGCGAGGUGCUCUUCUGCUUGGAGAGGCGCCCAUCCCAGGAGAUUAAGAAACAAUGGCCGAGAAACCGAAAUUAUAUUAUUUUAAUGGACGAGGCCGAAUGGAACAGAUACGGUGGUUGUUAGCAGCUGCUGGCGUAGAGUUUGAAGAGGAAUUUUUUGAGACCCGAGAACAAUAUGAGAAGCUGCUUCAAGAUGGCUUCUUCCUGUUUCAGCAAACACCCAUGGUGGAAAUGGAUGGGAUGAAGCUGGUGCAGACACGGGCCAUUCUCCGUUACAUUGCCACGAAGUACAACUUGUAUGGGACCAACUUGAAGGACAGAGCACUGAUUGACAUGUAUGUGGAAGGAACAACGGACCUGAGUCUCUUUAUUUUGUCCUUCCCUUUCUUGACGCCAGAGGAUCAAGAGCGCCAACUUGUUACUAUUAAAGAAAAAGCAACAAAAAGAUAUUUUCCCGUUUAUGAAAAGGUGCUGAAGGAUCAUGGACAAGAUUUCCUUGUUGGCAAUCGGUUUAGCUUGGCCGACAUUCAUCUCUUUGAAACUAUUUUAAUGGUGGAGGAAAAAGUCCCUGCUAUUCUAAAUGAAUUUCCUCAAUUGCAGGCUUUUAAAACAAGGAUCAGUCACAUUCCCACAAUUAAGAAGUUUCUGGAACCGGGAAGCCAGAGGAAACCUAUCCCUGAUGGUAAAUAUGUGGAGACCGUGAGAAAUGUCCUCCAGAUGUAUCACCAGCUGAAGCCAAGUCCUUGACAUUCCAUCGAAUUGUUCUGACAAUUUCA